AUGAGAUUGAUCCACAUUGAAAAUCUCGAUAUUCAAGAGUUCUUUGACACUCCGCCACCAUAUGCGAUUCUGUCGCACACAUGGGAGAAAGAUGAAGUGACAUUUCACGACGUCAGUCAGAAACGGGUCGACGGCAAGAACAAGUCGAGCAGCGAGGAGCUCUCGGAAGGCAUCAACUCCAUGUUCCGAUAUUACCAAGAGGCAGUGUCCUGCUUUGUAUACCUCGCCGAUGUAGUCUACUCCGAUCCCAGCAAGCCCGUGGACACGUCUUUUGAGAGAUCAAGAUGGUUCACCCGAGGUUGGACGCUACAGGAGCUCAUUGCUCCCACCGAUUUGGUAUUUUUCGACAAGGAGUGGCAGCGUAUCGAAACGAAAGUCAACUUGGCUUCCCGAAUUUACACCACAACGAAAGUAGAUGAGAUAACUCUCAUAUCGGGAGACUGGUCAGGUGCUAGCAUUGCACGAAGGAUGUCCUGGGCCUCGACACGAGAAACGACACGGCUGGAAGAUAUUGCCUAUUGUCUUCUCGGCCUAUUCAAUGUGCAUAUGCCCCUACUUUACGGAGAAGGCUCAAGGGCGUUCAUCCGUCUGCAAGAGGAGAUUCUCAGACAAAGUGACGAUUAUUCUCUCUUUGCAUGGGACGCUUCCCAGGCAGAGGAAAACAUCGCCCAUAUUGGCGUUCUCGCUACCCAUCCUAAAUUCUUCAAAGACUCAGGCAGCAUCGAAGCCUACCCAGUCGCUGGUCCCGUAUCCAUUUCGAACUUAGGAAUCCACGCUCGACUUUCUUUCAAAAAGAACGCUACGGGCCAAACUCUGCAGGGCCAGGUCGAAAUUUCGGGUUUCGUCUACCAGCGAAAUACUUCGCCCCGAACACCAUAA
Molecule: messenger RNA, 879 nt
Organism: Colletotrichum gloeosporioides
Lineage: Eukaryota; Fungi; Ascomycota; Sordariomycetes; Glomerellales; Glomerellaceae
Product: Vegetative incompatibility protein HET-E-1
Exons: 3
Coding region: 1-879 (292 amino acids)
Source: RefSeq, a predicted model, not a curated record